CGUGCUAGUGGGGAUAUAGAAGUGCUUAAUUGAAAAAGUGUUAUGUAUAUAUGGUUUGUCGCAAGGUGAAUUUGUUAAGAAGAAUAUAUGCUCGAUUGUUGAGUGUAGUGUAUUAAAGUGCUUAGGAUGGUAAGUCACUAUUGCUAAAUUAUCUUACCCGUCCCUUAGCCUGCAUUAAAACCAGGAAAUACCUAAUUAAUCCUUGACUUGGCUGGCUUAGAUUAGUAGAGAUAUACACUAUGCGCAAGCUUAUGGUACGACUACGGGAUGCACAUGAACUUCUUUGUGAGAAUGAGUGACUUUUUUCGGUUGUGUGAUGUCCUUAAACUAUGUUCAAAAUUAUACUUGAAUGUGUGAACUACUUUUAUAAUCACUUUGUUGAUCGUUGGUGAGGGCACAUGGUCUCAUGAUGGAUUGGUAAUGUUGUUAACUUCUCUUGUUGGUGAGUGCGUGAGUAGAAGGUUCUUAGUGGUAACGAGUCAGCUCUUGAGAUAUGGUGGUUAUGGGUAGGUUGUUUGAAUUUGUUGAAUUGAAACGCUUAUACUUUGGCAUUUUAAUACGGGAAUAAUGUGAGUUUUGUACGCUUAUGCUUGAUUGUCAGUAUCGAUCAUAGUCAAGGGUAGAGUGUAUUAUUGAAAUUGAGUUGUUCCUCCACAGUUGAGGUGUAAGUUGUUGGGGUAUAGUUGAGAGUUAGAGUGCUCGAGGGCGAGCAAGAAUCUAAGUAUGGGCUGUUGAUAUUCGGCUUAAUGUAUAUAUAUUUAUAUGCAUAUCGCCUCGCAUUAUGCUCAUAUUUCAUGGCUUUUGUAUGUGUAAUGUAAUGAUUUAUACUCAUUCGAGUAUUUUUAUGUGUAAGAAUCAUCCGGAAGUGAUGUGGGACAAAAGGCACAAGUUGAAGCAAAAAGAGAAGAAGGCGAAAAAAAUGCCCAGUCUAGUGCCCAGGACACUGUGUCGCGCUGCCUAGGCGCUAAAACCAGUCUCGAAAAAUUCUGGGCAACAAGCCUUUGUCUGCGGCGAGAUUAUAGUUUCUCAGAGACAAACUAAAUGACAAGUCCACCUUGACUUUGCAAGGGGAUUGUUAGACCAUCCUGAUCUUCUCACCAUUUGAAUUAGAUUCUCUUCAUAAUGAUAUGGGUGUAUAUAUAGUCAAAUUUUCCUAAAUUAGCGACGAUGCCUCUUCACCAUAGACAAGGUAAAUGCAAGGUCCACCUCUCUUUCUAUCCAUCAUUCUGAAUCUGUUCUUAGACAAUCAUUCUGUGUCCUCUAGGAGUAUUCAACUCUGACAACAAAUCUUUGUCAAAAAAUACACCACCCACCUUAGUCCCCCCUAAACACACACCAUGACACACCUCCUAAGAAAAAAAUCAGAGAAAUUCUCUCUCUAUUUACAGCGGCACAUUGUUUCUCCACAAUUAUGGCCGCUGUCCUCUUCCCCCACCUUCUUUCCUUAGUCUUUUUCCUCCUUUUUCUAUCACAUCCACCUCCUUGUUUUUCCAUUGGAGAUGAUGAAGCCCUGGUUGAAUUUAAAGAAUUGUUAACAAAUACCUCAGCUCUUGAUUCCUCAUGGAAAAAAGGAACAAAUCCUUGUGACAAUAACAAGAAAUGGGUUGGUGUUCAAUGUGAAAAAAAUGUUGUCCAAGGCCUAAUUCUUGGUGGAUUUGGCCUCUCAGGGGAUAUUGAUGUUGAUUCAUUGGUUAGGCUUCAAGGCCUUAGGGUGCUCAAUCUUGCAAACAACUCUUUCUCAGGGUUCAUUCCUGAAUUUUUUAUGCUUGGUGCCCUUAAGUCUCUAUUCAUUGAUGGGAAUCAGUUUACAGGGGAAAUCCCUGGAAAUUUCUUCUCCAAAAUGUCAUCUCUCAGGAAAGUCUGGCUUUCGCGAAACAAGUUUUCAGGGAAAAUUCCUGAUUCUUUAGCUAGUUUGAAAUAUCUUUUGGAACUUCGCCUGGACAAUAAUGAAUUAUCAGGGGCAAUUCCAUCUUUGUCACAGGGGACUCUGAUAUCAAUCAACCUGUCAAAUAAUAAAUUACAAGGCGAAAUCCCACAAGUUUUGUCAAGAUUUGGUUCAGACCCCUUUCAAGGAAAUCCAGAGCUAUGUGGACAACAAUUAGGGAGAGAAUGCAAGGCUGCAGCCUCAGGGGAAAAAUCUGAAGGUUCCAGCAUAAAAUGGAUAAUUAUAGGCUUAGUGGUUGUUUUGUUAUUGGUGGCUAUAUUUUUUAAGACAAAGCGCAGGGAAGAUCAUUUCGAAAAGCUUGAAAAAGAGAAUCUUGAUGAAUCUGUGAGCGUGAAUAUUCCAAGAACAAACAAGAGAAGCAUGAGCUUGUGCAACUCCAUGCGCUCAUCAAGGAGAGGACGCUCGCGAAGUGGCAGCGAUAUGGGUGAUCUUGUGGUGGUAAAUGAAGAAAGAGGUAUAUUUGGAUUGCCUGAUUUGAUGAAGGCAUCAGCUGAAGUCCUCGGGAAUGGAGGAUUAGGAUCAGCUUAUAAGGCAGUACUGGGAAAUGGUUUAUCACUCGUCGUGAAGAGGUUGAGGGAGAUAAAUAAAUUGAAUAAGGAAACCUUUGAUACAGAGAUCAGAAAGCUUGCCAAGUUAAGGCAUAGGAAUUUAUUGCAACCAUUGGCAUACCAUUACAGGAAAGAGGAGAAGCUGGUGGUGUCUGAGUACAUUCCAAAAGGCAGCCUGUUGUAUUUGUUACAUGGUGAUCGCGGCAUAGCACAUGCUCAGUUAAAUUGGCCUACACGCCUGAAAAUCAUCCAUGGAGUUGCCAAUGGAAUGAAAUUUCUUCAUUCUGAGUUUGCAUCAUAUGAUGUACCUCAUGGGAACCUUAAAUCUAGCAACAUUCUUCUUACUUCAAAUAAUGAACCACUUCUCACAGAUUAUGCUUUUUACCCACUAAUCAACAAUUCACAAGCUGUCCAAUCCCUUUUUGCUUAUAAAUCUCCUGAAGCCAUACUAAACCAACAAAUCUCGCCAAAAAGUGAUGUCUAUUGUCUUGGAAUCAUAAUUCUUGAAAUUCUUACUGGGAAAUUCCCGUCACAGUAUCUCAGCAACCAAAAGUGUGGAACCGAUGUUGUGCAGUGGGCGCAGUCAGCAGUUGAAGAGAAGAGAGUAUCAGAACUGAUUGAUCCACAAAUAGCAACAGCAAAAGAUUCUCUUGAAAAGAUGGAGACGCUCCUUUAUAUAGGAGCUGCGUGCACUGAAAGCGACCAUGAUAAGAGAAUUGACAUGAAGGAAGCGAUAAGGAGGAUUGAAGAGAUAGAAAGUUAAUUUGAUGGAUUCAACUUCUGAAAGGUGAUUGGUUAGCGGGAGGCUCAAUUUCUCCGGCUAAUGAUCAAUGCAUGAGCUCUACAAAAAAUUAGUUGGCAAAGUUCUUGUUUAUAACUCUCCAUGACUACACAGUAGAGCAUCAAGGAAGCCCCGAGACCGAAAGGAUUUGUUGUAAUAGGAGAGUGAAGGAGCUUAAUUUCAUUAUGUGUUUUAUAUGUUACAUGGAUGCUUCAUUUGUUUAGAAAUAUCUAUGUCAAACUGGUGUGACAUGGUUGCGGAUUCUUCACAUGCACUACAUGUUAGUAAAGCUGAAAAUAACUCUAUGAAAAAUUACACACUCAUAUCGGAUACUAAUCAUUCAUGAGACCAUGUAACAUAAAGCAACUUCAACUUUUCUCUCUACAGUUUAUUGUAUUCAGAUCACCAAUGCAGAUAUUCUCUA
Messenger RNA from Nicotiana attenuata, 3698 nucleotides. RefSeq names its product pollen receptor-like kinase 3. Lineage: Eukaryota; Viridiplantae; Streptophyta; Magnoliopsida; Solanales; Solanaceae. Gene Ontology annotation, biological process: protein phosphorylation. The transcript has 2 exons. Bases 1412 to 3256 code for a protein of 614 amino acids. The record is from RefSeq and is a predicted model, not a curated record. Gene Ontology annotation, molecular function: ATP binding; protein kinase activity; protein binding.